UAGUCUUGCUAGUCUAUCUGUCUAUUGUCAAUUGACUGACCAUCUGUAUAGUGUAAGUAGGCCUACUGCACGGCGAAUAGUCAUCGUGAAAGCACUUAAAUCUCCCCUCUCGUGAAAGACUCAUUGGCUAUUGAAGCAAAAUAGUUAAACGUCCAGCAACUACACACGCAGCAUACACUACAGGAAUAAGUCAUUUUGGCGUGGCCCUUACGGUCGAUGUGGUAAAGUUUACGGGGAAAGUGAUCGGAUGGACUGAGCUUGAUGUCAAUUGUCAGACCAACUUGUACCGUCAACAGAGAGCAGUGAAUUGAUCAAGGCAAAAUGGUUCUAAUAAUGAUGACGUCAUGCGUAGUGGUCGGAUUAAUCAUCAUGCACCUGCGCAGCAUCCGGGUCCCAAAGGGACUGUCAGAACCUGGGAAAUAUCGUCUACUGAUGGCAUCGUUGGUCAUACCCAAAUUUUUUGAAAAUCUAUAUGUACUCUAUCACCAAGGCAACAUUUUUGCCCGUGUCAGAGCCAGGCGAUUCAUCAUCGAAAACAUCGAGCCUAAACCACUGGAGAAUGUCAAGGGGUCAAACAUCAGGUCCAGGGUCACAUACUUUGAUGGGGUCAAAGUUCGUGUGUAUGAACCCAUCAAGAGGAAGGAAGGUCUGCAGCCGGGUGUUAUUUUCAUUCACGGCGGAGGCAUGGUAACGGGGUCACCUGAUUCCUAUGACGGUCUGACGCGAACAAUGGCAGAGCGACUCGACAUGUUCCUUGUUUCAAUCGACUAUCGGUUGGCCCCUGAGCAUCCUUUUCCCACCGGUUACUAUGACAAUCUGCGUGCCACCACGUGGUUCCUCAAGAACGCUCACACAUUCGGCGUUGACGCGCAACGGAUAGCCAUUUCCGGUGACAGCGCGGGUGGGAACUUCGCUGCCGGAGUCUCCCAAGCGAUCCACGAUGACGCCACCCUUCCCAACAUCAAGCUUCAAAUUCUUCUCUACCCUGGGCUCCAGCAGCUUGACUUUUACUCGCACUCCUACCAGAAGUACGAGGCGGAGUUCGGCGAUCAUGGUGCGUUGACGCGGGGGAGAGUUAGCGACUUCGUUGCGCUGUAUCUGCACGGGAAGAUCGACUCGACAAUGGUGCACCGAUCGGUGCUCCUGAACGAUCACGUCUCGCAGGAUCUGCUGGACACCUCGCCCGUCUUCAAGUACGUCGAUCGGGAUCUGAUCCCGAAGGAGAUGCGCGUUUCCGAGAAGCACGCCAAACAGCGGGAGGAGAUGGAGCGCCGAGCCGGGUCGGACGAAGUGUGGAACCACGUUCAGGAGUUCUAUCUCGAUCCGCGUUUCGCGCCGAUUGUCAGAGAUGACCUGAAAGGCUUACCUCAGGCAAUGAUAGUCACGUGCGGGUUCGAUUGUCUCAGAGACGAUGGGGUGCAUUACGCGAGGAGGCUGAGUGAUGCUGGGGUGAAAGUACACCACAAGGACUAUGAGUCGGCUUUUCAUGGUGUGAUAUGGGCAACCAAAAAUGUGCAAUUCGAAGUCGGGAAAGAAAUGCUUAGUGACGUCAUUGAUUUUAUCUCAAAACACGUAUAAAGUAUAUGAAGGAAUUAAUUUGUAGUCGAAUUACUGAAGAUCACAAUCAUGUGACUCAUAUACAGGCCUACUCACCGCGAUGCCAUUUGAGUGGUGACUGAAGGUGGAAUUGUUGAAUCACGAAGUCCCACCUCCCUCCUAGAAUUCAAUAACGCGUCGUAUAACACUCUGGAGCUGUUUCCUCCAAAUGUUUAAUUAUCGGGAGUUUCCGCUUUUACUCCGGAGAAACUCUUUGAAAAUGCAAUUGAAAUCACAAUAGAGAGCUGGGAGGCUUUCGUCGAAAGUUGGUGGACUGGGGCAGCACAUCAUCAGAAGAUUUGCCUUGAAAGAACAAUUGCAAAUAUGUCGUUGUCCAGAGUCAAGAGAUUCUGAU
This is a messenger RNA of Lytechinus variegatus (green sea urchin), 1951 nucleotides long. RefSeq names its product arylacetamide deacetylase-like. Gene Ontology annotation, molecular function: carboxylic ester hydrolase activity. The coding region runs from base 322 to 1578 and encodes 418 amino acids. The record is from RefSeq and is a predicted model, not a curated record. The transcript has 5 exons. NCBI's taxonomy places the organism in Eukaryota, Metazoa, Echinodermata, Echinoidea, Temnopleuroida, Toxopneustidae. Gene Ontology annotation, cellular component: membrane.